AUGGAUGAAUAUAAACAAGAUCCGAUGGUCCAUUUGGAGCUGACUGGGAAUGCAGGCCUGGUUCUUCGGCGACCGUUCGAUCCUACUGCACACGAUCUUGAUGCAUCAUUCCGCCUAACCCGCUUUGCCGAUCUGAAGGGCCGCUGUUGCAAAGUGCCGAAGGAGGUGCUGGAAAAGUUGGUAUCGUCGUUGCAACAGGACUACAUGCAGGAUCCGGAACAGCCCUUCAUGCCGAUGACUUCGCCUCGCAUUGGCAUUGGGCUGGACUGUUCGGUCAUUCCAUUGCGGCACGGUGGGCUCUGUAUGGUGCAGACAACGGAUUUCUUUUAUCCGAUCGUAGAUGAUCCGUACAUGAUGGGCAAGAUCGCGUGCGCCAACGUGCUAAGCGAUCUGUACGCCAUGGGAGUCACGGAGUGUGACAACAUGCUGAUGCUGUUGGCCGUUAGCACGAAAAUGAUCGAGAAAGAGCGAGACGUUGUCAUUCCGUUGAUAAUGCGUGGUUUUAAGGAUUCUGCCUUGGAAGCGGGAACGAGUGUGACUGGCGGUCAUAGUGUGGUCAAUCCGUGGUGCACCAUUGGUGGAGUAGCCACCACGAUUUGUCAGCAGAACGAAUUCAUCGUGCCAGAUAAUGCCGUAGUGGGUGACGUGCUGGUUCUGACCAAAGCUCUCGGAACGCAGGUCGCAGUAAAUGCGCACCAAUGGUUGGAUCAAUCCGAACGGUGGAACCGCAUUAAGCUCGUGGUAUCGGAGGAAGAUGUACGGAAGGCGUAUCACCGCGCCAUGGACUCGAUGUCCCGACUCAACCGUGUCGCUGCACGGCUCAUGCACAAAUACAAUGCGCACGGUGCCACCGAUGUGACCGGGUUUGGACUGCUCGGUCAUGCCCAGACGUUGGCAUCCCAUCAAAAGAAUGAGGUAUCGUUCGUGAUUCAUAAUCUGCCAGUGAUUGCGAAGAUGGCGGCCGUUGCCAAGGCGUGUGGAAAUAUGUUCCAACUGCUGCAAGGCCACUCGGCAGAAACAUCCGGUGGACUGUUGAUCUGUUUGCCGCGUGAACAAGCCGCAGCCUAUUGCAAGGACAUAGAAAAGCAGGAAGGAUGUCAAGCCUGGAUCAUCGGUAUCGUCGAGAAGGGUAGCCGCACGGCACGAAUCAUCGACAAGCCGCGAGUAAUCGAAGUACCGGCGAAGGAUUAA
Messenger RNA from Anopheles marshallii, 1191 nucleotides. It is a transcript of the gene Sps1, whose product is annotated as inactive selenide, water dikinase-like protein. Gene Ontology annotation, biological process: L-selenocysteine biosynthetic process. Gene Ontology annotation, molecular function: ATP binding; selenide, water dikinase activity. The record is from RefSeq and is a predicted model, not a curated record. Gene Ontology annotation, cellular component: cytoplasm. NCBI's taxonomy places the organism in Eukaryota, Metazoa, Arthropoda, Insecta, Diptera, Culicidae. Bases 1 to 1191 code for a protein of 396 amino acids. The transcript has 2 exons.